AUGUUUAGAUUAUUAUACUUUCUAUUGAUAGUAUCAAUAACUAUUGGUGGCAUUUUAUCAUAUGAGGACAAGAUAGAUAAGUCGUCAUCAUAUCCGCCAGGUUUAUUUUAUUAUUGUGAUCCAUCAAGGCCAACUUAUUGUUUCUGGGUGGGUCGUCCAGGUGCAGAUCAAACAAUACCUCCAACCACAUCUUUUAACCAACCACCAUCAUUUAAUGGUAACCAAUACAUCCCACAAUUACCAUCGAUCAACCUUGGUGGUUUUGAUACUCUAUCGCUGGUUAGAGAGCUUCUAAAACAAUUGAUUGACCAGAUUUUAUUGAGCAAAGGUUGGACUCACUCUGUGGUAGAAACCUAUUCUCCACCAACAUCUGAAGGAUCUACUUUUACCAUAGGUGCAAGUGGUACUAGUACUUCAUUUACAUCUUCUGGAUCCUCAUUCUCAUCGUCUUCACUCGGAUCAUCUUCCUCUUCAAGAUCAGGUGGUGAAGGAUCAACUCCAGCAUUUCAGACAACUCCAGUGAACGGAAGAGUACCUGUUCAAUACCAAGCAUCGAUCACAGGCUUUAUAGGAGGAACAUCGCCAUCCAUUCAAGAUAGUUCGCCACCAGCCAUUCAGUCGCGUUUCUAUCCAAGUCAGUUGUUCCCACCUCAGGAAAUAGAUACUGAUUCCGAAUUUGAUGAUUUCGAAAAAUCACUUCCGCCAUCACAAAUCUGGCAAGGUCCUGGUAAUGGUGAUGAGCACCAAUCAAGUCUAUCAACUGAAUCUGAUCAGCCAUCAAGUCUAUCAACUGAAUCUGAUCAACCAUCAAGUCUAUCAACUGAAUCUGAUCAACCAAUUGAUAAUGAAACUUUCGGUGGUCAACUAUUAGGUAAUUUAAUUGAUAAUUAA
Molecule: messenger RNA, 891 nt
Organism: Heterostelium album PN500
Lineage: Eukaryota; Evosea; Eumycetozoa; Acytosteliales; Acytosteliaceae
Exons: 2
Coding region: 1-891 (296 amino acids)
Source: RefSeq, a predicted model, not a curated record